AUGGCCACAUCGCAGUCGAACAGCGAGCUGCCCGUAAAACGACUACCAUUGCUUGCAGGUGCAAUCCCUCAUCUUUCUGGAAAUCCCAUGCUUCUUAUUGCCGCCCCACCAGCCUCUGAAUGUGCUAUGAACUUAACCCUCCAGUCAUCUACAUCAACAACUGCACUGGUAUCACCACCAUAUUCACACCAACUUUCAGACACCUGUGAAACACACUUUGGCCAAGUUGUAACUGCUUCGGUCGGUUGCAAUGAGAACUGUCAGCGUACUUCAAAGACUGGAUCUACCAUCACAGUAACAGGAGCUAUCAAACGAGAAGGCGAGGCGGCGGAUGCACUUUCUUCACAGAAAUGGGCUGUUAGUCCACCUGAAGCAGUUGUAGGUGUUGAGGUGGAUACUUUAUUAUCAGGUCCAAUAGAGCCUAGCCAGAUUAAGCUCAUACGUGUGCAUGAAUAUUUACUUGGCCUGCAAGCGAGCCCACCACUUGGGCUUUGUGAUAUUCCCACUCAGCGUAAGGCUGACAGUAGGAAGGUUGCCAAACAACCACGAAAAAAGGAUGUUUUUGACAUAUAA
Messenger RNA from Protopolystoma xenopodis, 573 nucleotides. NCBI's taxonomy places the organism in Eukaryota, Metazoa, Platyhelminthes, Monogenea, Polystomatidea, Polystomatidae. The record is from the annotation of a GenBank genome assembly.